GAGUUUGGCUUGCUUCCUGAGAUUUGCAAAGCAGUGGAAGACAUGGAUUGGCUGUAAGUAUUCUUGACUGAUAGAUUAUCUAUUAAACUGAAUGAAUUUAGAUGUUAACCUUUGCAGAUCUGACAUCGGCCCCAGUUGUUCAAGAGGUGGAUGGCACUAUCCACUGGAUAAAUCGCUCUACAGUAGAUAGUGCAAUACUAUUGGUUUCUCCAAUACUUAUCCACUAGACAGUGGUUUAUCAGAAGAAUAGUGCUAUCCAACGUUUGAACAACCAGGGCCUGGAGAUUAUCUCUCUCAGGCUACCCAGUGACCUGGGGGGAAUCCCCUUAUAAAAGUGCUAGGGGUGGUUGUUGUCUCGCUUAGGGGCCUAAAUUGCAAAUUUUGGUCUCAUUUAGGGUGUUUGGGAGGGAAAGACAUUUGAUUUAGCCAUUCUGGUAUCACUGGGGGCUCUGCUUAAAGAAAUUUACAAAAAAUUGCGUGGUGUCUGUUUUCAUCUGGUCUCUUUUAGGGGUCAGUUUAAGCUUGAGCCGAGCCACACCCACAUUGGUCUCCCUUAGGGAUUUAAUUUGAAUUUUCUGACAAGCGUCCCCAUCAGUUUUAUAUGGCCUUCCUACCUCGGGCCAAGUGGUACUGUAUAGAACAACAACGAAACUCUGUUUUAUGAAAGUCAAUCAAAAAUUUCAGAUAUUUGAGCUGCGGGAGACUUAAAUUUUUUAAUAAUAUUAUUAUUGAUUUGUUCUUUUCAGUCUACCGACUGAUGUUCAAGCUGAAGCCAUUCCUCUGAUCCUUGGAGGUGGAGAUGUGCUUAUGGUUAGAACACAUUUAUUUCACAGUCCAAUCAUCAGUUCAUUUUUGCAGACCAAACACCAAAGUAAAUUUUUAAUGUUAUGCUGAUCUGCACUUUCUACACAGGCUGCUGAGACUGGAAGUGGAAAGACUGGGGUAUGAAAUAAGUUUUCUUUAAGUGAUUUUGUAACAAAUAGUCAUGGUGAGUCGUGGAACUCAUCUUGUGAAAAAUCAUGAGUCCCUGUCCAUAAUCAAUGAGUCCCAGUUAAAGAAACAAGGAGUCUUAAAUUGAAAAUGUUUGGGCCUUUAUGUAACUAGACAGUUAAUCUGGAGACAGAUGCCAAAACUCUUUAGUUUACUGAAAUUAAAAUAUAGUCCUGUAUAAAAUAAAUUAUAUUUAAAGCACAAAAAAGGCUAAAAUAAAUAUACAUUAGAAAUCACUCAUACAGGAUAUUCCACCAAACCAUCUUCAAAUCGAUCAAUUGUUCAUUUCAUCCCAUGGGUUGCAUUUCAUCAAUUAUUUUGCGUCUUUGGUUAUUUUUAUGCGUCAGGGAUAAAGGACGCAUAGGCAACAAAAUCACUGCUUUAGUGACUACAACACCACUACCCGGUUAAGCUCAGUUGGGAGAGCACAAGUCUGUGGAGCAGGAGGUCACAGGUGUUUUUUUUUUUUUUCAGUUAUUCAAUAUUUGAAAGCCAUGCACUUGACUGUUCAGGACUAAAAUAUCCAAAUAAUAUGGUUUCAUAGGUAGAAUAAUCAGAAUUUGUAUGGCCUGCCAAAAAUUAAAAAAGGCAGGCUAUAUCUAUAUCUAUUUCAAGCCCUGGCUUUGAUGUUGUUAUUGUUGUUUUUUGUUCUUGUGAAAUUUAUUAUAAUGUUAAUCCAAAAAGCCUCCUAACUAUCAUAGAAAAUUCAAGCCUUGCAGGGCCUGUGACUGACAAUGCUAUUUUCUUAUUCCAUUUCUGAUCAGGCAUUUUGUUUACCUGUGAUUCAAAUUGUGCAUGAAACAGUAAGAGAUGCUCUCAGUGGCAAGACUUCUCGUCCUGCCUCCAGUGCAGCUCCAUCAACUGGUACAAUUUUAUAAUAUAUAAUUUUAUGACUUAAAGGCAACCUUUUGUGCAUAAACCCUUUCAUUCUCUUGGCUAUAGUGAAUUAAUUGAUCUCACUAAUAACUCAGUCUGUUGUGGUGUUUAGAAAUUACCGGUAGUUCAGUUUGUUGUCUUCAUGUGUAUGGCACAAGAGCUCUAAAUUAACUUAAUCUGAUCUAGCAUGCCUUGCUUUCAAGGUUUGAGUAAAAGUUAACAGUAUUUAUUCUCACAUGAAGGAAUAGUGAGUCGUCACCAAAUACUGCUACAGCACAGCCAUCACCAUCUUUCUUGGCCCCUUAAACGAAAUUGCAUGGACAUCUGUACUGUACAUUCAGGGUUUUAGUGUCCAUGAGAAUAGUUUCACUCCAAAAGUCAAUUUUAUGGAUUGAGGGAAUUAUGUAAUAUCUAUAAAAUUGCAUCUCAGUGCACAUAUAUGUUCUUUUAAAGAAUUUAUCUUGAGUAUAUUAAUUUGAAUUUGUAUGAAUACUCUGGACAGACGUAUUUAUAAAUUCUAAUCUGACACUUGACUUCUCAAAUUUCAUUCCGUUAUUAGCACCAACCACUUUUAGAAUGAGUCAACAUGACAGAGACCAAGAUUUUGGUGAGUAUUUAAAUUAAGACCUGUUUCAGAUGACACACUUUUCAUCCAGAGACGUUAAUCCAAAUUUGGGCUGAUCUUAUUGACAGCAAUGAGUAAGCCUAUUGAUCAUUCAUAUGCUGACCUAAUAAGCUCAGAUCUCAGUACAAAAAGAUUGCAAUAAAUAAACUUAUGCAUUAAGUUCUGGGCUCUAAAAAACUUGAAUUCAAUUCGUUUCAACAACCUGUGCAGUAGUCAUCUUCAGAGUCAAGAGUGAAGAUGACUACCGUACAGGUUGUGGAAACGUCAGUCACUGUCAACAACAACAGUCCUAUUCAGGACUACAUUCACCCGGACGAUCAAACUCAACCUACUAUUUUAUUAUUAUUUUUAAUAAAUAUUUAUGACAUUAUGCCCUGGUUUGUAGCCAUUGAUGAGAAAGGUCUACUGUGCCAAAGUCGCAAUCAUUUUAGAUGGCAAGGAUGCCGCUCCACUCUCGGUGUUAAGCAGGGUAAGUCCAUUAUACAGUGAAUCAUUUAUCUAAUUUUGUGUGCACACGUUGUGUCCUAGGUCAAACUGUUAAAAACGUAUUAUUACCUUCAUCAUUGCCAUAGGCAUGUACUACUAUGAAGCUACUGUAACAGAUGAGGGUCUUUGCCGUGUUGGGUGGGCCACAGAUCUCGCAUCUCUAGAUCUUGGUAAGUUUAAUGACCAAUUAGUUUAAAAUGUCCAUUGUCCCCCAAAGAAGCAGUCAAAAUGUUUGAGCUGUGAACCUCAAUGAGGAAUGGCUUGAAACUGAUAAAUGUGUUGUAAAUUUACCAUGAAAGUACAGCAAACAGCAGAAACAAGUCCUAUUAAAUCUUUAUUUCUCCUGCUUUAUAACUGUUUUUAAUUAAUGUGUUAAUGUUGUUGACCUUCAGGAACUGAUAAACAAGGAUAUGGGUUUGGAGGAACUGGCAAAAAGUCAUUUGGAAGACAAUUUGACACCUACGGAGAGGUAGAGUAUUAUAAGAAGAUAACUACACUGUUUAAUAAUCAGCUGAUUAUUACCUCAUUAUGUUUUUUUUUAUAAUUAAUACAUUCACAAAAAUAACUUCCUUCUUAUUGGAUUCAAUGGAGUGAAUAUUUUUACAGUAACUGCAAUGAUUGACUAAUUUGUCUGUGGGUAAUUUGAUGAUGCUGUGGUCCUAUCAAUGGCUCUAUUAAAAUAUCUCUUGAGUGAUCCACAGUUUGAAUUAAAAAAUCUGUGCAAGUUGUCAACUGGUCUUCUGCAGGGGUAGAGUGGUAGUUAAUUCUGAACAUUAUAAGACGUAAAACUGUUCAGCUCUGACUACUAGUAGAUCUUCAAGAUCAAAAUUGGCUACUGGUAAGUUGAGAAACCCUACCAACCUUGACUUCCAUUGUUCUAGCCUUGUUUACUUUGGUUUUGUUCUGCACCUUGAGUGGCUUCUAGUACACUUAUCCCUAUGAGACCUUGAAAAAACUACUAAAUUUAUAGAGAUGGCACUAUUGAGUGGUCCUUGCCAAUUGUAUAUUCAUGACGUAAGUAGAAAUGACAUGAAUUUGUUAUCUAAGAACUCUAUGAACUAAGAAAUGUACUUUUUUGUCUAUUUAUUCUCCAGCGAUUUGGAAUCAAUGAUACUAUUGGAUGCUAUAUCGAUCUUGAUAAUGGAUCUAUAAAAUUUAGCAAAAAUGGUAAAAAAUUAACUUGAUACAAUGUUUAAUAUUGUCAUUAUUCACUGCAUUAAGAAUAGUCCCAUGAGGCUUACUUGGUCAAGUUCAACUUCUGUGCAUGAUGUUUUCAUCUGAGAUGUUAAAAGUUCCCUCUGUGUUUGAGAUUUUGAACACUUGGGCACCUAAGGUUUUAAGUCAAAAGAACAACACUGGUCUACAUAAAAUAGAGCCAUUGGCAGGCCUUGCCGAGAGGGAAUUUAAUUAGAAAUAUUGGUAAUGCACCUGAACAUGAAUUUAGUUAUGGGGAAUUUAAUAAAUUAUUAAAUUUCUAAUUAUUAGAAAUAUUGUAGUGUACCUGAACAUGAAAUCUGACUGGUUUGCAUCAAAUGUUACAUUGUUUUGUAGGAGUGGAUUUAGGCAAGGCAUUUGAGAUUCAUCAAAGCUUUCAAGGAAACACCUUUUUUGCUGCAGUUGUGUUAAAGGCAAGUAGAAAGGAAUUGCAAGAGAUCCUAUAUGUAGCUUGCUCUGAUCCAACAUGACAAUCGUCAUUUGAUUGAGGGUAUUACACAGUAUUAAAAUGUUGUAGGGAAUUAUAAAGUUUAUCAGAAUUUGCAGUAUUCCAGACAUGUCAACUGCAAAAAAAUGUACUUCAUACAGCAAGAAAAAAUAAGAAGUAAAGUCACUCAAUGCUUCAGUGUAUCCAUCUGUAGAAGUGUGUUUUAACUUCUGUGAUUAUUCUAAUAUUUUUUUCACUGUUUUUUCUAUGAUAUGCAGAAUGCAGAGCUGUUGUUUAACUUUGGUGAUUCACCAUUUCAAUAUCCUCCCAAGGUACAGUGGAAAAUUAAUGAGUUAUUCCUAAAAAGGUCUGGGUAAUUCUUGAAGCAUUUUUGGCUCCAGUAAGUUACAGGGCUGUCAUUAGUCAAAUAAAACAAGUAUAGGAAGAUUUGUGGGACGAAUGAUUGGCUACUUUCCCUGACAGUACAGGUUUUUACAUAAUGUUGAACCUUAAUAGCAGCCCUGAAUGAUGGCAUUGCUUUGUCUUUGUAAAGUCCAUUGAUUGCACCUUGCUUUCUACAUGCCAUUUCAUCUUAUAAAUGCUUACUCUGUGUUUAUUUAGUGCUGAAGUUGCCUUAAAUAGCAUAUUUACCUGCCCCUUUAAGCUCUCUGAAAUCCCUAUGAAAUCACCGUCGGUUCUCGUAUACUUUAAGUUUUACAUUGCACUGCUAUAUUGUAUAUAUUUAAGGGUGGAUACACAGCACUGUCCAAAGCCCCAGCUAAUGCAGUGAGUGCAUCAAAUAUGAUAGGAGGUAUGCUAUUAUCUGUUACCAUCCAGAGGGCACAGUCUAUUUAAAUCUGUUUCCUUCUCAGACAGAAAGUUCUUAAAAAUUCUGCAUUUGGUGAGGGACAGAUUCCAAGUGACUUGUCAAAGUGUCUUGCAAAGAAUGAUACAACAAAAUAUGAUAGAAUGUUGGCUUCAGAAAAUUCAGUUUUUUGGCAACCUGAUUCAAUGUAUGAAAGCAAAUUAGGCCUAACUUUUUUUAUUGCUGCCCAGUCCAAUGGGACGUCAUUUUUCACUUAAAGUCCCUUUUCGAGACACUCGACUGUUACAGUAUCAAAAAGUUAUUUACUUUUUUUAUCUUCCUAUUUGCUUUUAAAAAUAUUUCCAGGAGCAUCAGCUGCUGCACAGCCCAAAUCUGGAAAGUUUAGCAACAAAUGUAGUCCAUCUGCAAUCAUAAUGGAGGUACUGUGCAUGAAUUGCAGUGUUUUAGUUUCACCAAGUGCUAUUGUUACACUGAGCAGGAGUCACAUCAAGUUGUGUUUUAAUUAUCACAAUUUAUAGUGCUAAUAUUGUGAGGCAACCAUUCUGCUCAUUAAGUUCCAUUACUGACAGGCAACUGGUUUUGUGCGCAUUUGAUCAUUUGAUAUAUGUUAAUUUGCGCAAUACCAAAUAAUAAAUAUUAUUAUUAUUUUAACCCUUUACUCAAAUCUCUAAUGCUGUUAUGUUGUGCUCUGUGAUCAUUCCUACGUCCGGCUAAAAACUCUACCAUUCAACACGUUAGCUGAAUGGAAUGAAUAAGGCAAUAAAUCAGUAAUUUAGGUUUCAAUGUAUUUAUUACCAAGUACUACUUGAGGUCACAAUGUUUAUACAUGUACUUUCCCUGCUGGAGAUAGGAUGGCCAUUUUUAGGGUGUUAUUCCUGCAAUGUGAAGGGUCAAGCAAAGCAAAGGCUGCAUCUUCUUCCUCAAUUUUAAGAGGAAAUCAGCAGGAAAUAAGAGGGAAUUAGCAGACUGAAACUUCGUGUCUGCUUUUGGGCCUACAUUGUGGCUUGUUAUUUUUAAUUUGGUGUUAACUUUUAACCGCUUUUCAUUAGAACUAAACUGCGACAGUAGUUUUUAAAGCAGCAAAGACAUAAAUGUGCACCUCAGCUGUACCUGUUGUCAUGACACUGAUGGCCUCUUAACUCUUUAAGCCCUAAGAGUGAUCAGCAUCAAAUUUCUCCUUGUAAUAUCAGUGCUUUGUAAAACAGAGUGGUCAUGAGAAUUACGCGCAUGAUCACACAAGAUGAACUUUCUUGAUAUUUUAUCAACUUCUUCCCACUACUUCUGUGAGAAAUGAAUAGGGGCAACAAAUGAGAAUUCAAGUUUUGAUCUUAGGGUUUAAAGGCUUAAAUUCAUCAUUUUACCUUGACAUGAAUACUUACCCUGUGUGAAUUCUCUUUUACAGCCUUCAAGAGAACUGGCUCAACAGGUGAGGUUUUUAAUAAUAUCCUAGCUUUUAUUGGUCUCCUAUAGUUAUAAAGUAACAGUUGCUUGAUAAAGUGAAAUAGCUCGUAUGUAAUUUACAGGUCAGCUGCUAAAUAAGUGAUCAGUAGCCAGGUGCUGGGUUUAAAAUUUCCCGGGGCUGGAUGGGGAACCAGUUGGAAGGUUGGCACUUAUUUGAAGCUUAGGGCAAUGACUUAUGUUUGCUAUUCACAUUACAUUGCUUUUGUUUCAAGUGAAUUUUAACAUAGUAAGGCAAAUACAGAGCACAUCAUUGUAGUAUUCCAGUCUACUUUAAGGCAAUUUGUUGUGUCACUAUACUCGACCUUGGCAAAGAGUAAUUUUCAUACAAAGGUCUAGAUCAGCCAAGUCGCCUCAAAAUUUGUUUAAACGAUCAUAGCGAUGCAGUAGUCUCCCAUGCAGACGUUUUUAGGGGAGUUGGAAGGAGGAAAUAUGACACCCCUAAAACGCCUGGGUGGGAGACUAGACGAUCCAGUGAAAACGCCACUGAUUUGAUGCCGAACGAUCUGGACAAUUAGAGAGACAGGAAUUGCCUGGAUAAAAAUGAAGUAUAUUUAUAGCUGUUUCCCAUACAAACGUCUGUAUCAAAGAUGUGCCGUUUUGGGGAAGCUUGGCGCUAUUUACGUUAAUGGUUUGUAGUCGUAAUAUUGCCCUUGUCUCUGAAUAUCAUAGACCCACAAUCAGAUCUCAAACUUCAGGAAGUUUUUACCAAAUCCUCAAGUGAAGUAAGUUUUCAUGUUAUCGUCAGUAGCUUAUUCUAUUAUAUAUAUAUAUACAUACUAGCGAUGAUCAAAGGAUGAUUUGAACAUGAUUACGGAAUACGUCAAAUAAUCUCGAUGCCCUGCCGCCUCCCUCUUCAUCGGCUAGUUAGAGAUUAGAGACCUUUAGAUUCUAAGACGAGAACGACUACGAGUACGAGAUUUUCUCAAUAGCAAAAAGUAGUCGCGCGUGAGCCAGCGUCAUUUUGGCGGGAAAACGUGGUAGCCGUUGUCACUCUACUACGAGUUUUAGCGAGAGUGUCGUAAUGGCGGGAACAAGUUAUUAGAAGUUUUAGCAUUUUGCAAUCUGGAGAGGGGUCAACGUCUUUCAAUAACCAUAACAGUGCUAACUUUUCUAGGGAGAAAAAGUACAGUGAAGAAUUCCGGGGUGUCUAUUUUUUGACAAUACGCGAAAAAACUUUAAAUCAAAUAUCUUAGUCGUAGUCGUUCUCGUCCGCGAAUGUGAAAGUUUCUAUUAUGUCAUUCGCCCAUGUGAUAUCUGCGGGGAUUCAAGACAGGUAUCCCAAGAUCCGUUAGAUCAACAACGGUUGUCUAUACAGUCUCACUUCAUUCUGUAUUAGGAGUGCAUGAGUUCUUCUACGUCAAACGCAAUAAACUUCAAGAACGCACUUCAAGUAUAAACGCAACUUCCAAAAUUAAACUUUAAUUUUUAUCGUAGUGUUUCACUUGUUCCAGUAAAGAGUAAUUUGGCAAAGGGUACAACAGCUGUAAAAGAAAAAAAUACUGGCAUCUUCAUUACUGGUGAUCCAGUAGUUUUCAUUAUGGCCCUACUACAGUCUAGGUUAAAGAGAGAAGGUUUUAAAAAAACCAAGAUGACCAUAGUAUAACCAGUUGUGCUGUUUACAAGCGUGGCCGUUCAGUUGAACGCCGAAGUGCACUUUUUUUUAACUUUUAGGGAGGUACUACUGAUUGGCGGAGAGAAUGUCAAGACACAAGUUCAGCAGUUAAAUGAAGGAGUAAGUUCACAGCGUGAUUCUUUGAGUAAGUGCAUGUGCACGAAUAAUCACACCUUUUCAAAGCCAAAAUUAAGCAAUUAAGCAACUCCCCGUGAAAUACCGCCUUUUUUCCCUCCCAGAGUACUAUUCUAUUUCCGAAUACAAGAGCCUCAAGGAGGAGGCGAGAGUUCUUAAUGGUGGAUUUUGACCUUGAAGCGAUUGUUUCUAAUCUGUUGGAUAAUCAAGCUUGUUUUUGCACCUCCACAUCGUCAUGCCUUCCACGCGGUAUAAUCUAGCGUGCAGAAGAGGCGCUAUUUUUUCGCGUCUUUCGGGCGAACGAAGCACGAAGCGCGCGUGAUGCGCGAGACACGUGCGACCUGGGAAGGCCCGGAAAGCGCCUUCUCUCGUCGUUAUGCUUCGCGCUUGCCUUCACUCGCCUGAAAAGGGCGUAAAAAUAACGUUUGUUGUGCAGGCAAAGUUAUCAGCUUGUGUUACGUCUUGAUAGUGGAAACCCUUAGUCGGUAGAACUGUGCACGUAUGGGCGGGCUCUUUGUAUAAUAAGCGGUAUCCUUUUGUUCCACAAAGAGCCUUGGAGCUUCUAAUAUCAAAUAAUUUUUGUGCUGCUCGUGUCCAAGCGGGAUAGAUAUUAGCAAACGCUCGUGGAAUUCAAAAGAAAAAGAAGGAUACCUAAUUGCUGAAUGAAUAUUAGUUCUAAAUAGUUUGAGUGGUGCGCUGUUUCUCCUAACUUAUCCAUCAUCACCAGUGAUAACAUUUUGUAAUAAUCUUUUUUCCUUUUCUAUUUUGUUUGCAUAGGUAGACAUAGUGACGGGUACACCGGGAAAACUUGAUGAUUUUAUUUCAACUGAUAAAAUUAACCUCUCUCAGGUAUUCUGUGUCAUUGUUUAUACCAUGUGAUAAUUUCAACUGCCAACGUUUCAGAGCAGUCCGUUGUUUAAUAGGCCAUUUGAACGAUGGCUUCACUUUACUACUACUGCUACCAGAAUCCUUCAGGGUUUUUAGUUCUGGGGCAAACAUUUAUGGCUUUUGUUAUUUAAACAUUACUAGGAUUACCAAAUUUAGAUAUGAAAUAAAAAACGAAAUGAAUUCUGGGGCGCUUACCUUACCGGGCCUUUCGAGAAACGGGCCCCUUGUCUAAAUAGUAAAAAGCCAAUUGGCUAUUUGCUUUUUGAUUUAAUAUAACUUAAAUUUAGCUAUACCAUUAAUUUUUCAGGUCCGAUUUUUUGUCCUGGAUGAAGCGGUAUGUUUAACGGUUAAAAUGGUCAUAAAGUCGCUUGAACGGUUUGUUUAGAGGCGAUAUAUGUGUUCUAUAAAUAUGGUUAAUUUUGCUGUAGCCUUGUGAGGAAAGAAGAAGAUCUGUCGUCUACACACCUAAAUUAGUACUUUCACGCAAUUUUUUAUCCAUAAGAAUUGUUUUGAGUUUUUUUUAUCUGCUCAUUUUCUAUUUUUGAGGGAUACGUAUACGUGAAGCUUUCUAAUAAUUCCCUCCUCGAAUGAUUCAAGGAGGCCAUCAAUCCCUCAGGUCACGAGCACGCUAACGCUAGCCUUGUACUGAGAUCUUCUUGGGCUUCGUCAGGUGUUCCUACCCCUCAAAAGCCACGCCAAGGAAAGUUUGUGUAGAAAGCUGCGAACACGGCGCUUUACAAACUUGAUUUGAUUAUUUAGUGUUAACCUUGGAUCUGCGUUUUUUUUAUUUUUCAGGACGGUUUACUUUCACAGGGAAACCAGGACCUGAUUCUGAAAAUCUUUAGUAAAAUUCCUAAAACGAGUCCAGAUGGUAAACGGUUACAGGUAAUUAGCUCAACUCAUUUGAUAAACUUAUCAUAGCCACAGCAAUCAAUUAUUCCUCUAGCUCACAUAUACCUGAGCAAUCUUUGCAACGUGACGAAGCUAUAAAAACACACGCUCGACUCUAAUUGAAAUACGUUCGAACAAGUCUUAAAUCGUUUUGGUUUCACUUUGACGCAAUAUGAGGUCCAAUAUGCCUAGCUUCAAUAGGGAAAAUAGGAACCUUUUUUCAGCAAUACGCAUACACUGAAGGGAACUAACAGCUCAUAGACUUUAUUGAGAGGCUUCUUUUGACGUAACACUAUUCCAACCAACGGGCUUUGCCUCUUGUUUUACAGAUGAUUGUGUGUUCAGCAACCCUUCAUUCUUUUGAAGUCAAGAAACUAGCUGUGAGUUUGACAAUCAAUGACUUAUCAUUCACUGAGAGAAAUAGAGUUAGUAGGAAGAAAUUUGUGCUUUAUCCUGUCAUGUUUAAACAAAACAAAUCAAGCUACUUUCGCUGGAUCGACUUCGAUGGAAUCUGUAAUUCGUCUCGUGGUAUAGGGUCAUCAUCUCUUGCAAUGUCCAAGAAGGAUGAAAUGUCGAAGUUUUCUUUAGACGCAAAAGUUAUUUGGGUAUAAAUUCGCGGUGUUUUGAAGUUGUCUGUGAAAGUAAAAUAGGGUGUCCAUCGAAACUCCCAAUAAAUUGAGUCCGUCGUAAGGGUACUUCACAUGACCGUAGUGGGGAUACUCAGCCCUAUAAGGUAUGGUUCUCAGAGUUUUCCCCUUUGUAGGCAAUCACCAUUAUUCACCUACGUGGUUUUGAUUAUGUCUUUGUAACUAUCUAACGUGGAUCCUUUCGUCCUAGGAUAAAAUUAUGCAUUUUCCAACGUGGGUUGAUCUCAAAGGCCAGGAUGCUGUUCCUGAAACCGUUCACCAUGUGGUAAUAUGCAAUCUGAUGGUUUUGCAGAGAUUUUUUCUUUAUCCCUUUAAGUGCCAACAACGCAAAUUUUCUCCUAACAGUGUCCAUACUUCAUCAAGUGGAAACGGUUUUGGGGAACUAAUAAAAUGAUCACCAAAGAGAAAAUUCUUUGAUCUGUUAUUGGAUUCUCCCAACUAAUUCUUUAAGGAAAUGUAUGGAGAUCAGUCAGGAGAAUUUGUAUGUGGAUAUUGGGUCUUAAAGGGUUAAGUAACUUGUGAACUUGCAAUCAGCUAAGCCUGGUGUUCUUGCGAUUGCUACAGUCGCUGAAAGAAAUCCAGCUAUGCAUAUGAACGAUUAUAGUGACUUAUGUGAAAUCAUGCAGGCUUGAGAUAAAACUAAAGUCUAUCUUAUAUUAUCCAUAGGUCGUGCGCUCAAACCUCACUGCGGUUAAAAUACUUUCUUAGAUUCCUGGUUUAUCUCCCUUUCGUUUCUAGAACAUGCUGUUCAGAAAGAAGUGUAGCGUUUCUCGAUUUUAUCAGCAAUUAUAAACAAAAAAGCAAUAGCCCAGUUCCCAGUUCCCCCGAAGCUACUGAAAUAAAAAUGAUUUUUUUUCUCAUGUAAGUAAAACUAAUUUAGCAAUAAAGGUUUUUAAACAUAGCCUCGUUUUGAAAGUGAGAGAUUUUGGAGCUCGGACAUGGCCUAUUUGACCUUCUUCUUCUCGCACAUGUCCUCUUAUCUCGUGCGCGUUUCUCCUACUUGCGCCUACACUUCUUAUGUGUGAUUACGCAGCAUAGAAACUGGCUAGAUAACAACGGAGUAAUUUGGCAUGGCUCCACCGACCUUUGCCUUAUUUAUUUCUUUUUUUUUAUUUUUUAGGUUUGCCAUGUUGAUCCCAGGAUAGACACCUCGUGGCAAAAAAACAAAAAUAAAGUUAAGGUGGGUACAGAUGUCCCCUUGUUCAGCAAGCGUCAAAACAGGAGGGGAGAGGAGGAAAGACUUAAAAGGAGAGGAAAUGGACAGAAAAGGAAAGGGACUUCCUGUCCACUUUUAAUUUCGUGCUUAUUUCCCCCUCCCUCCCCUCCCCUCUCCUUUUUGCGCCUGCCACGCAGGCUGUGAUAGUUAGUAAACUAUAAGUAAAUCAUCAACAGGUCUCUUUUCAUUUAGACGGAUGGCAUUCACGCGAAAGACAACAUAAAAUCCGGCGGUCAAAGUCCAGGUACUAACGAAUUUUUAAUAUUCUACAUUGUACUCAUAAACUGUCUUCUCAUUGGCUAAAUGAAAAUUGAUUAUAAUAUUUAUAAUUAUGGUUAUAAUAGAAACAUUUUCUCCGAUUCAAUGUAUGUGGCUUUCUAUCAUUGUCACGUUUUCUAUCAAAACAAUUACAUAUAGAUGUGUCCCAAUGGAUCAGUGAUGGAUUAUAUUUUAGUGAUUUUAAAAGAAAUUUCCGAGCAUAACUUCUCUUACAACUGUCGUGUGGUGCGGAAUCGAAGAAACACAGUAGGCGUCGCGCCGAAAGCCCAUACAUUUUACAAUUUUAUCAUGGGCAGUGACCAGACAGAAUAAAGUGGUAGUUGUUGUGCUCAUUUACUGCAUUGUAAAAAAAGGUUCAGUGGUCUCAUUUUGUUAACUUUUUUGUGCUUAUUCAUUUCCCUUUGCGAUCAGAAUCUCUGUCUGAAGCUGUGAAGAUUCUUAAAGUAGAAUACCUUGUUGCGGCUAUUAACGAACAUAAGAUGGACCAAGCCAUCAUCUUCUGUCGUACAAAGCUGGAUUGUGACAACGUAGAGAAGCACCUAGUCUCUGUAGGGGGAGGUAAGAUCAGAGAAUAAAUACCACAGGUCAUUUCGGUGGCUAGGAUACGCUUGCACUAUCCCAAAGACCCAAAGAAGAAUGAUUUAAUUCUCGAUUUUGUAGAGAAUUAAGUGAAACUGAAGAUAUUGGGGGUACCUUUACUUGCUCUUGCUUCUUGAAGUGGCAGUGAGUAUAAUAUUUAAUACUAUUUUGCCAGGUAAUUUAGGAAAUUGUAUGCUUGUAUCUUCACGUAAACAAGCCUCUUCCUUUUUUAUAUACAGGUCCUAGUGCUAUGGUCAACGAGUAUUCAUGUGUAUGCCUUCAUAGUGACAGAUCCCCACAGGAAAGGAAAUCCAACUUGCAAGCUUUUAAGGUACCAGUAAUCACUUAAGUUCAACUUGAGUUCAAAUUGUGUGAAUGCUCUUUAAAAUAAGUAACGGUUUUUCGACCCGACAGUGUUGGCAGUGUUGGAGAGUAACUAAAAUCCUAUUUAAAAUGGUAAACUUGCACUAGUGAGUUGUGAAUGCACAUGGGAGGUUUGGUAAGUAGGAAAGAAGCGUUGUCUUGUACCCAAGGUUGUAUGUUCAUUAGAGAGAGUUCAUUUUGUACAAGGUUUGCGCUUCUUCUACUAACGUCAUUCCCCACUCAACAAACUAUACAGGAAAUGGGUACUAGCAUUCGGUGCAACGAUUAAGCGUUACUUGUGAUUGGUUAAUGGUUGCCUUGGAUACCAUCGACUCGACCAAUCAUAACUGACGCUUGUCCACCCAAGCGAUCCCAGAAAUCACUGCAACCAAUACUUGUGCCCAUUGUCCCUAGAGUUUCUGAAGUGGGGAAUUGCCGUUUUUUGUAUCUUGAAGGAGGGUGAAGUUAGAUUCCUUAUCUGUACUGACGUUGCCGCAAGAGGUAUUGACAUCACUGGUGUACCAUAUGGUAAGUCUUGACUUACAACACUUUUUUUAUCUUCCUAUAAAUACGGGUACUACUGUUAAAUUCCAUCCUUGGUGACCCAAGAGCAGUCACUUGAGUUGGGAGAAAUGGCUCCACGAAAGUUUAGAAGAGAACUCCUCGUGCUUCAGAACUCUUUUUGCGCCAUUUCUUCCAAAUGACUGGCUCUGGGUCUCCGAAGAUGGUUAAGUUUCUGUUCAACGGUUUGUAAAUUAUUUGGACAAGACUUGGCUGCCUUUGCGUAGAAGUAAUUGUGAUCUCGUAAUACAAUGUAAACGAAUACAGACCCAAACGCUACUUCCAUGGAUCAGAGCCGAGUUCUUCGAGGCCUGAUUUGCGUCAGUCAAGCGUUACAGUAAACAAAAAAAGCAGCAUUUGAGUGCUAAUUAACUAACGAUCAACUUGGCUCUGUCGCUCACAUCUUCCACGAUUAUCGCUUGUGUUUAACUAAGUCAAAGUAAUUUUUGUUAAAUUGAAAAUGCUUCGAACGAGUUGUACUGUUGCUUUGGUAACAUAUUACUUCAUUGACCAUAUAUUUUUCAUGACCAUAUAUUUUUCACCAAUGAUUGGGCGUUUGUUUUAUCCCCUUCUUACGUGUGAGAAAGGUCGCCAGGUACCUCUCUGAGUAAGGCUAAUAGGGAGUUUUAGCAACGACGACGGCGACGGCAACGAAGACGUCAAAAAAGCAAUUAGGUUUAUUGAGCAAAACAACAAGUUUGCACGUGCAUCGCGCUUUUUUCUGCAUUUCUUUGCCGUUACUGCACCACUACGACGUGAAAAUGCCUAAUUUCCCGUUUUAUGGAGGACGUAAACAAGCGACGACGAAAUUUUCUUUCUCUUUCUAGAUUUGAGUGCGGUUCCCAUGAAAUCACCUCCAAGGAAAUUUGCCUAAAUUAGACAUUUUCAGCGAACUAAAGUAAACGCGACAAAGUUUGAAAAAACGCCAGUUCAUUUUAAAAGUGACGUUUUCGCUGCCGUCGCCGUCGUCGAUGCUAAAACUCUCUAUUUUCUUUCCUUUUCCAGUUGUGAACGUGACAUUCCCAGAUGACAAACAGAACUAUGUUCACAGAAUCGGUCGAGUAGGAAGAGCAGAGAGGUAACCAUGAACUGACAUAAUAAUCGGCUCUGUCCUGAGAGGGAGGAGGAAAGCUAUCCGUUUAUGCUGGGAAUCAAUGGGCGGUGCGGUUUUUAAUCAGCACACUGUUCAAAUUAUUAGUGUAUAUUCAGUUGUUUUUUUUUUUGCUUAACACACGUAGUUAAUUAGUACCGAUUUUAUUUGAAAGUUAUAAUCAUAUGUAUCAAUAGAUGAUCGUCGGAAAUUAAAAGAGCUUCUUGUAGAGCGAGCUCAGGGUGUGGUUCCAGAAAACAUCAAUACACCGUCCCGCCUAACGGAGGGCAGAUGACCCUAAAAGGAGGCAAUUUUCGAGAAAGUAGACUGUUCACAGUCCCCUUUUUUUUCCGUGUGAUCGUCGAGAUCGAGUGCGUCUUACCGUUAAUGGCGGCCAUCUUGAUUUCCAGAUGUACCGAGGGGUGGACGUCGGGUCGGUACAUCUGAAAAUCAAGAUGGCCGCCAUUAAAGGUAAGACGCGCUCGAUCUCACGGAAAAAUAGGGGACUAUGAACAGUCUACCGAGAGGGUUGGGUGGUGGCUUCUCUAGGUCUUUUUUCCGGGGUUCCAAGAUUGCAGAGGUACUAAAAACUAAAAGCUGGGCCUCGUCUAUUGCAUAAUCUAUCACUUAUUUUACUGUUAACCGGUUUUUCAAAACAACAAUCAUUGUUGACGAUCUUUCAUUUACGGUAGGCUAACGUAAUCGUUCUUUUUGAUACAGUUAGGAGGGGGAGGGGGGGGGUCAUUAAACACUGUUGCCUCCUUGGGCGGGUGUUAUUUUCUAGAACUACAAGUUUUCCUGAUAAAGGGCAUCAUCUGAGAAGGAAUGCGCGUAGUGUACCUUAACAUCGUUUUCGCGUUAAGUUCCUUUCAGUCCAGUUUUUUAAGAGGUUCAUCUUUCUUCAUGUUUGUCAUUUUUCUCUCGUAGGAUGGGCCUGGCACUUUCACUCGUUUCAGAUGUGAAAGAAAAGGUAACAUACAUGGGAUACCUUUGAAAUGUAGAAUGUAGCUUUUUGAGAACAACGUCUGCGUCCUUUCAUAGUAAAUAAAGCUCCGUAAACGUUUUAGAACUGAGCUUCGCUGAAAGGUUAUCUGUUUCAUUGUUUUUUUCUUUCUUCAUGUCAGGUAUGGUACCACUCGUGUCCUAACCGAGGUAAAGGAUGUAACAACACGCGCUUAAAAGAUCAGGGUGGCUGUGCCAUUUGGUAUGACGAGAAACAGGUAAAUACACCUAGACAUUUCUUUCUUUGCCUGUGUAUUUAUCGAAUUCAUGUUCAUAAAUCAUCAGCGCGCAGUUUCUUUUUAGAACGAUUUUGGCGCGUAUUCAGUCAGCGAAACCUACAGACGUGAAAAUAGUAGAUUUGACUUUUUAAUGAUGUUUAAAUCUUCCACUUUGAAUGCGUCCAUAGAGGGAGCUGAGCUUUCACUUUCACUCUGAGGAAAAGUUGCCCUAAAAUGUGUAAACAUCGCGCCAUAAGCCUAGUAUGGGAGUUGCUUGCCCCGGGUUACAGGCUGCUAACUGUACAGGCUGCGAGGGAGGGGAACGCGCGCAUGUCCUCCUUUCUCGCGUGCAUACAGUUGAACCUCCAAUAAGCGGCCACCCUCCACUAAGCGGCUACUAAUCAAGUCCCGAAAUAGUUGCCGAAAAAANCGUUUUCGCGUUAAGUUCCUUUCAGUCCAGUUUUUUAAGAGGUUCAUCUUUCUUCAUGUUUGUCAUUUUUCUCUCGUAGGAUGGGCCUGGCACUUUCACUCGUUUCAGAUGUGAAAGAAAAGGUAACAUACAUGGGAUACCUUUGAAAUGUAGAAUGUAGCUUUUUGAGAACAACGUCUGCGUCCUUUCAUAGUAAAUAAAGCUCCGUAAACGUUUCAGAACUGAGCUUCGCUGAAAGGUUAUCUGUUUCAUUGUUUUUUUCUUUCUUCAUGUCAGGUAUGGUACCACUCGUGUCCUAACCGAGGUAAAGGAUGUAACAACACGCGCUUAAAAGAUCAGGGUGGCUGUGCCAUUUGGUAUGACGAGAAACAG
Messenger RNA from Porites evermanni, 17189 nucleotides. The record is from the annotation of a GenBank genome assembly. NCBI's taxonomy places the organism in Eukaryota, Metazoa, Cnidaria, Anthozoa, Scleractinia, Poritidae.